Effrenium voratum is the source of this 555-nucleotide messenger RNA. The record is from the annotation of a GenBank genome assembly. Lineage: Eukaryota; Dinophyceae; Suessiales; Symbiodiniaceae.
AUGGCUACAGCCAGACUCCUUGAGAUUCAGGUAGAGGAUGAGCUGGUGGAAGCCGUGAAGGCACUUUCUCUCGAGGAGCUUACGGUUCAUGAGAAGAACAUGAAAGAGGAGAAGAACCGCAUCACUGAGCAGAUGAAGGUUCUCGCCACUCAUAAGAAGGAGCUUGAGAGAGCCAACAAGGAGGUGAAUGACAAGCUGAAAGUCAAAGAAAGGAGCGAAGCGGCAAAGGCGAAGACGAAAGCAAAGACAGAGCGGAUGUACUCCUACAUCUUCAAGUGGAAGGGUGAGGAGAUUCCCUUCCAGUUGGCCGGACGCUCGACAAUCACACAAUUCAGGAUGCAGUUCAUGAUCGCCACCGGCAUGAAGGAGUCAAAGGUGAAAAAGCUGUUGUUCUCCCACAACGAGGUCGUCAUGCGUGGUAGGAGUGAGAACACAGGCAAAGACGGCUAUGACAUGAAGGACGGCGACGUCGUUGAGGUUGAAGAUCUUGAUGAUUCUGUUUCCGAGACAGAGCAGGAUGAUGAGGAUGCAAUGGUGGAAGACCCUGACAUCUGA